Messenger RNA from Zychaea mexicana, 1437 nucleotides. RefSeq names its product WD40-repeat-containing domain protein. Bases 1 to 1437 code for a protein of 478 amino acids. Lineage: Eukaryota; Fungi; Mucoromycota; Mucoromycetes; Mucorales; Lichtheimiaceae. Gene Ontology annotation, molecular function: protein binding. The record is from RefSeq and is a predicted model, not a curated record. The transcript is spliced from 5 exons.
AUGUCGAAACGCCAGGCUGAUCACGAUGAAGAUAUGCAAUAUUACAAGGCCGCCGAUUUAGGCAAUGGCCGUACUCGUAAUGACAAAAACGAUUUGAACGAAAUGGGCGAGUUUGAAGACGCUUGGGAAGAUGACUUUGAGCAAGAGUCCGGCGACGAACAAGAUCAGGCCAUGGGUGGCGACGCAAUUGAAGAAGAGGAAGAAGAAGAAGAAGAACAAGAGCCCGAGUUACGAACCUAUCUCCCGGGCCAGCCUCUUGAAGAAGGCGAGCAACUCGAGGCUGAUCAAUCCGUAUACGUUAUGCUUCACAACUUGGAUGUUCGUGCACCUUUCCUGAGUUUCGACGUUUUGCAGGAUUCAUUAGGCGAAGAACGAAAGAACUUCCCAGCCACAGCCUAUGUUGCUGCAGGUACAUCUGUCCCCGCCGCUCGCGAUAACGAAGUGUUAGUGAUGAAGAUGUCACAGCUCCAUAAGACUCAGCAGGAUGAUUCAGAUGAUGAGGAUGAUGCAGAUGCUUUGGACGAAGAUCCAGUCUUGGAAUACCGUUCGAUCCCACACAAUGGCUGCGUUAAUCGCUUGCGUGUCAUGCCACAGCAACAGGAGAAGCAUAUCGCCGCUACAUGGUCUGAAACCGGAAAAGUUCACAUUUUCGAUCUGUCACCUUACAUGAAGAGUCUUGAUGUUCCUGGCACUGCCCUGCCAAAGUCAAACAAACCGUUCGCCACAAUCAACAACCACGGUCGCUAUGAAGGCUAUGCAAUGGACUGGUCUCCCUUGGAUGCUGGAAGAAUUUUGACGGGUGAUAAUGCGGGUCUCAUCUACAAUACCAUCGUACGACCAACAGGUGCUUCAACCGAUAACACUGCCUUCCGAGGUCACAAAUCGUCUGUAGAAGAUCUCCAAUGGUCUCCUACUGAACGUAAUGUUUUUGCAUCUUGCUCUGCCGAUCAAACUGUCAAGAUUUGGGACACGCGAAGCAAGAACCGAUCUGCAGUCACCAUCCAAGCCAGUACAUCCGAUGUAAACGUCAUCACGUGGAAUCAAAAAGCAAGCUAUUUGUUGGCCAGUGGUCAUGACGACGGUGUCUUUAGUGUUUGGGAUCUUCGACAAUUCAAGGGAGAUAACCCUACACCAGUGGCUAGCUUCAAGUGGCACAAUGCUCCUAUUACUUCGAUUGAGUGGCAUCCUACAGAAGAGUCUGCUCUUGCAGUAUCUGGUGCAGACGAUCAACUGACGCUGUGGGAUCUUUCUGUUGAACCCGACGCAGAAGAAGAAGGUCGAUUGACGAGCGAAGGUGUCCAAGUUCCCCCACAAUUGCUCUUCGUUCAUCAAGGCCAAAACGAGAUUAAAGAACUUCAUUGGCACAAGCAAAUUCCCGGCUGUGUUCUCAGCACUGCAAACACUGGCUUCAAUAUCUUCAAAACUAUCUCAAUCUAG